Messenger RNA from Helicoverpa armigera (cotton bollworm), 5024 nucleotides. RefSeq names its product lactosylceramide 4-alpha-galactosyltransferase-like. Gene Ontology annotation, molecular function: hexosyltransferase activity. The record is from RefSeq and is a predicted model, not a curated record. The coding region runs from base 458 to 1462 and encodes 334 amino acids. NCBI's taxonomy places the organism in Eukaryota, Metazoa, Arthropoda, Insecta, Lepidoptera, Noctuidae. Gene Ontology annotation, biological process: glycosphingolipid biosynthetic process. The transcript is spliced from 3 exons.
AUUUUAGUCUAAUAUGACCAGGACCACCUACGUAGGUUGACAGGUAAGUAAUUUAUGUACCUAUUAAAGUUUUAAUUUAUGUAUUCUGAGAUGUCCAAAUAAGAACAAUAAAAGAUACAUUAAGCUAUUAUUAAGAUAUGAAGUUAUGAUUCAAUUAUCCUGUAAAAUAAAUAAAUAAGUUAUUGAGUAAUAAAAAAUAAAAGUAUACAUUGUUCUUGCUGUGUUUUUGUUAAAAUCCAACUCCGGACCGCUUAUUGUUGUUGUUGUACCUACCCCGGAUAUUCAAUGAACACAACGAAUUGAAUUACGGAUCUGAACAAUACUUUUGUUUAUGCAACAAGAAUUGUAAUAACACGUCAAUCUUCAAAAAAACACUUGAGUGCAGUAUUUGUUUUGUAACUGUACAUCACACCCAAUUUUAAAAUAACAGCUUGUAUAAACUGUAGUUGAAAAUAAAAUGGCCAGAGCUCUUAUAUCCAGGCUACAUGUCUAUUUGACUGCUGCAGCAGUAUUCAUACUAAUUAUCAUCAAAGGUAUCAUCUAUUCUGUCAUUGAAGACUCGUUGCCGUCCGCAGAAGACCCGAGCUUUGUUCCGGGUGCAAAGUCAAUAUUCUUUCACGACACAUCUUGCCGAGGCGGCCUGACUAUACGUCAAGCGUGUUCGGUAGAAGCAGCGGCCAGAGCACACCCUGAGCACAUUAUCUACGUGCUGUUCAGCUGUCCAGUCACCAACUACGCGCAGAAGACGACCUGCCUCGCGAAGCUCCUCGAAUUCCCCAAUGUGAAGUUUCUGAGAGUCGACAUUACUGAAUUUUCCAAAGGAACAGCCGUGCAGUCUAUAGUACUCAACGAUAUAAAACUUAGUCAGUACCCAAUACAGCAUGCAGCCGACAUACUGAGAAUUUUGACCCUUAAUAAAUGGGGUGGCAUGUAUCUGGACACAGACAUGAUUGUGACGAGAUCUUUAGAGCAUUUGCCGAAAAAUUUUGUGGCUAAAGAAAAUCUAGAUGACGUCGCUUCGGGCAUCCUGUCUUUUGCGAAAGACGGAAUUGGUGCCAACAUAACUAAUGAACUUCUUAAAAUCAUGGGCCAAGACUAUAACCCAACGGGUUGGUCAGUUGUUGGUCCAGCAGCCAUAGACAAGGUGCUGAAAAUGUACUGCCCUCAGCUGAUUCACUCGGCCAACUACCAGACAGAGCCCAUCAGUAACUGUCAUGGUAUAACAGUAUUCAACUCCGAUUUGUUCUAUCCAUAUUACUACACGGAGAUCGAAGAUAUAUUUAGUGCUCCAACAGAAGAUUUCGACUUGGGAAGACCUUACGCUUACCAUAUGUGGGACUUCUUGUCGCAUAACAUAUCUAUUCAUAAGGACACGGUAUACGAAAUUGUUGCUGGCGCCUUCUGCCCUACGAUCCAUGACACGUACAGAGAUGAAUUUUGUGUUGAAAAUAAAUUUGAAUGACCCUGGCAGUAGAUGUAGUGGUUUGGAAUAUACAUAUUUUUUUGCCAGAACUUUGUUUCACUUAGGUGCACAACUAUUUUUUUGUAGAAAUUAUUUUUGAAGCGUGAUUUGUAUCUUCAGUGAUAUAUUUUUAUUUUGCUGUUUCUUUAAACUAACUUAAAGUUUAAAUGACGCAAAAUAUUCACAACAUCAUAACAUAACAUUUGACACAACACAUAACAUUUGACAAACAAACAUAUAACAUUUGAGCAUAAUAUUAAUGAAGGUAUCUAAUUACAUUACCUAAGUAGGUACUACUAGGUAUGCAGUGGGAAAAUAAUAGCAGUGUUUAAUUAAAAUCUUACAAACAACAUGCAUCAGUAGGUGAAUAGAUUGUGCAUUUAUGUUUUAUGUGUUUUUUAAUAAUUAUAAUGUUGAUUUACAAACUAAACAUUAUCCUAAACGAGGAAGAUUUUAAGAAAACAAAAUUUUUUAUUGUCAUUUUUUAACACCAAUGACUGUGUUUCCGAUGGCACGUCAAACUGUAGGUCCCGGCUGUCAUUGAACAUCCUUGGCAGUCGUUGAUUUUACAUCCUCUUCUUUUUGUGCUAUUUCUAUCUUUUGACCAACAGAUGUAUGCAGAUACAAAGUAGUUAUUGCUUUUAAUUUAUGUUUUCUGAGAUGUCCAAAGAAAAUCAAUAAAAGAUAGGUACAUUAAGCUAUUAUUAGGAUGUUAAGUUAUAAUUCAAUUAUCCUGUAAAAUUAAUUAAAUAAGUUAUUAAGUGAUAAAAAAUAAAAUUAUACAUUGUUCUCGCUGUGUUUUUGUUAAAAUCCAACUCCGGACCGCUAAUUGUUGUUGUUGUACUCCGGAUAUUAUAUAAACACAACGAAUUGAAUUACAGAUCUGAACAAUGUUUUUGUUUAUGCAACAAGAUAUAUUAAAAACACGUCAAUCUUAAAACAAAAAACACUUCAGUGCAGUAUUUGUUUUGUAACUGUACAUCACACCCAAUUUUAAAAUAACAGCUUGUAUAAACUGUAGUUGAAAAUAAAAUGGCCAGAACUUUUAUAUCCAGGUUACAUGUCUAUUUGACUGCUGCAGCAGUAUUCAUACUAAUACUAAUUAUCAUUAAAGGUAUCAUCUAUUCCAUCAUUGAAGACUCGUUGCCGUCCGCAGAAGACCCGAGCUUUGUUCCGGGUGCAAAGUCAAUAUUCUUCCACGACACAUCUUGCCGAGGCGGCCUGACUAUACGCCAAGCGUGUUCGGUAGAAGCAGCCGCCAGAGCACACCCUGAGCACAUUAUCUACGUGCUGUUCAGCUGUCCAGUCACCAACUGCGCGCAGAAGACGACCUGCCUUGCGACGCUCCUCGAAUUCCCCAAUGUGAAGUUCCUGAGAGUCGACAUUACUGAAUUUUCUAAAGGAACAGCCGUGCAGUCUAUAGUACUCAACGAUAUAAAACUUAGUCAGUACCCGAUACAGCAUGCAGCCGACAUACUGAGAAUAUUGACCCUUAAUAAAUGGGGUGGCAUGUAUCUGGACACAGACAUGAUUGUGACGAGAUCUUUAGAGCAUUUGCCGAAGAAUUUUGUGGCUAAAGAAAAUCUAGAUGACGUCGCUUCGGGCAUCCUGUCUUUUGCGAAAGACGGAAUUGGAGCCAACAUAACUAAUAAAAUUCUCGAGUAAGUAAGAUUGUACUUAAGUCCAGACCAGUUGCAUCAUUCAACUUUAAUGGUAACCAGUGGCGGCGUAGCAUCGGGUGGUACCUCCCCAAAAGAAAACGACAGAAUAUAAUCACGUUGAAAAAAAAACCUGCAGUGACCCCAGAAAUUUUCGAGAUUUAGGACACAAAAGAAUCCAAAAAUAAACACUAAAGUAAUCCGCGAGCGUACCGAGCUUGAAAUUUUUGAGUUUGUUGACACAAAAGUACCCAAACAAGUUUGAAAAAAGCGCUGUACAGUGAAGAAGCCGCGAGCGUAGCGAGCGCGAAAUUUUAGAUUUUUGGGACGUAAAAAGAUAUGUAAAGAAAUGAGAGAAAAGUAGCGUAAAGAGUAAGGUGCGAGCGCAGCGAGCGCGAAAUUUUUGAGUUUUGGACCACAAAAGAACUCAACAAGUUUGCACAAAAAACUACCGGAAAGCGAGCUCAAAAUUUUUUGAGAUUUGGGACAAAAAAGUCCUCCACCUCGCCUACAAAUAGCGCCUAAACAACUUAAAAUGACCACUGUAAAGUGAAUUUUUUUAGUUGUUGUUUUUGAGGACUUUAAUUUAACUCUGAAUUAAGCACAAAUAAAAAGAAACUGUGACUAUAAUAAGUGACUGAAGCGGGAGUCAGUUGUUUUUGCUACUUCCGUGCUUAAAAUUUAUGUUAGACUAGUUUCCGCCAGCGGCUUCGCCCGCGUGGUGUGUUGAUAAAAAGUAGCCUAUGUGUUAAUCCAGGGUAUCAUCUAUCUACAUACCAAAUUUCAAUCAAAUCGGUCCAACCGUUUUUGCGUGAUUGAAUAACAAACAUACAUCCAUACAUUCUCACAAACUUUCACAUUUAUAAUAUAAGUAGGAUUCAGAACUCAAAAUGCAAGGGCAGAACAAAAUAGAGCAUUUGCCGAAGAAUUUUGUGGCUAAAGAAAAUCUAGAUGACGUCGCUUCGGGCAUCCUGUCUUUUGCGAAAGACGGAAUUGGUGCCAACAUAACUAAUGAACUUCUUAAGUAAGUAAGAUUGUACAUUAUGUCUAGGGCCCACUAGACCAUUUGCAUCAUUCAACUUUAACGGUAACAAAACCAUAUCCAGCCGUAUACUUUCAGCCCAUUGGUCAUAUCGGCGAUUUUGCGACUGAAAAUACUUCAGUCAUCGUUUCAGUUAAAUGGUGCAACUCACCGUAAGCAUAUUGUCUGAGGUAAGAAUAGCUAGCUGAGCUAAAUAGUCAUGUUUUGUUUACAGAACCAUGGGCCAAGAUUAUAACCCAACGGCUUGGUCAAUUGUUGGUCCAGCGGCCAUAGACAAGGUGCUGAAAAUGUCCUGCCCUCAGCUGAUUCACUCGGCCAACUACCGGGCAGAGCCCUUCAGUAACUGUCAUGGUAUGCACUAUGAACGCGAGAUAUAAGCAGAUAAUAUGCUUUGUCCGACAAUUUGCAACAAAGUUUACCCCCUUACUUAGAAAUUCUUCAAAAUGCUAAUUUAGAAUACACUCUAAAGCAUGCUUGGCUAGCCCUUUUGUUGCUAGCAACAUAUUCCAAUCAUUAAAACCUUUUGAAACAUGCAUAAACUCCUUAAAACAAAGCUUGGAAAUCACAUACUUACCUAUAUUUGUUUUCCAGGCAUAACAGUAUUCAGCUACGAUUUUUUCUAUCCAUAUCACUACACGGAGAUCGAAGAUAUAUUUAGUGCUCCAACAGUAGAUUUCGACUUGGGAAGACCUUACGCUUACCAUAUGUGGAACUUCUUGUCGCAUAACAUAUCUAUUCACAAGGACACGGUGUACGAAAUUGUUGCUGGCGCCUUCUGCCCUACGAUCCAUGACACGUACAGAGAUGAAUUUUGUGUUGAAGAUAAAUUUGAAUUACCCUAGCAGUAGAUGUAGUGGUUUGG